Molecule: messenger RNA, 3144 nt
Organism: Prorocentrum cordatum
Lineage: Eukaryota; Dinophyceae; Prorocentrales; Prorocentraceae
Source: the annotation of a GenBank genome assembly
AUGCACUGGACAUUCGAAGCCCACCUCAACCGCGUUCUGGUGCCCCACGAUGCCGUGGAGUUCCAGUUGUUCUCGAAAUUCUUGGGCGCGCUGAGAGGUUUGGCGGCUUCCCGCACCGAGUGGGCCAUCUUCGCGGAGCACGAGGGGCUUGCUGGGUCAAUCGACUUCGUGGCUCGAGAUUCCGCGCAGUGGAUUGCGGAACGUUACUACGGCGCCCGCGUGGCCGCGAUGCAUGUGGUUUGCCUGCACCCGGACAACGGCGACCAGCCAUUCGUGGACGACGUGCCGGAAAUCCCAGACAUCGAGGAGCUCAUGGCCGUUCAGCGCCCGAGGUCCCGGGAGUUGCGGGCAACGGCGUCGGAAGACGCCACCGAGAUAGACCCUCUGGGCGGCUGGCCGCGGCCAGUCGUGGAAACGCGCUUGCCGUAUCGCCUGAGCACCGCGGCCAACUUCGGCGCCAUGGCCACCGACGGCCAGUGCGCUGCCGGUUCCGCGUCCCUGAGCCCGCGCUACUCUGAGUUCGGCGACCCGACCCCGCGCGGGAGGGCUCGCCAGCGGCGAGUUUCGUCUGGUGCCCGCUCGCUGACGCCGGCGCGCAGGAAGCGUCGACUGUCCUCGCGGGCUGCGCGCGCGGCUGCAGCGCGAAGCCCUCAAUCGUCUCCGGAGAGAGACGACGCCCGUGACAUCAAUGCUUUCACGCUGGUGGCAUCGCUGAUCUCAGACGAAGCAGUCGACAGUAUUCUGUCAUGCUUCCUUGCCGUGUUGAGACGGACACUCGCGCGUCGUUUCGCGCGGGAUCAGCAGAUUCGCCUUAACAAAACGCUUAUACUCGUGAAGCCUUUCAGUUCGAGCAAGCGCAGUGCCUCGCGUGGCCCGCGCGGUGCCAGACUGCCUGGAGCCCUUGUUGUUGUGCCUCGCUGGCUUCAGUCUGCCAACGAGGAACUUGCCGCGGUGACAGCCCCCAGUCCCGUUCGCGAUCGCUGCUUCAUUUGCGGGGCGGAUGACGGCGACGUCGACGGCAUCGGCCAAUACCUGGAAGGGUGCGUGGCCACGGUGAAAUCAUUCCCGUUCCCCGAGGUGGCCCAUUUGCGCGCGACGACCUCCGCGCGGGCCAUGUUGGCGUCGCGAUUGGAGCCUCACGGCAACGUCUUCGAACGCGCGCGGUGCAGCGGAGUUUGCGUCGCCUGGGAAGACACCCUGAACAUAGAGCUCACUGCCGAAAUGCUCAGAGUGCACAGGCGGCGAAACGGCAGCGCGGACAGAGUUGAUUGCCUGGAGAACCAAGUUAAGGGUUUCGCCGCGGGGGUUUCGCUCUUGCGCCCCAAGCGGGACAGCGAGGGCAAGUGUAAAUUUGCUUGCGGCCUAUGCCCGUUCCGAUCGUUCUCGACGCAGCUGCUCUUACGCGCUCACGUCUCCAAGUACCGCGUCAGGGAGACGUGCUUCGUGGCGUCUGGCACGAAGCAGUUUAACGUCGUGCGCGCGCUGUUCGACAACGACCGGCUCCUGCGAGCUCCGUUGGGCAACCUGCUGAAGCGAUCUGCGACGACCAUGCGCGAGACAGUAUCUCCCGCCGUUCAUCGUGGACAGAAAUCGGUUGACAAAGACGCUGUCCUUGUCCUCGACGGCGACGGGCCGUCGCAUCAUAACAAAGCUGCAGUCGGGCGGAGUCUCGCGUGCAGGCGAGUGGGGUACACUUACUAUACUCGUGGUUUCGCGGACGUCUUGAUGCAGGAAUCCUUGCGCCACCAUGGGCGCGUUCGCCCGACGAUGCUGCGGACGUGCGCUCGCGUCGUGGAGCAGGGCUCUGAGUUGAGCGGCAUGCUGCCGACAGAUGUCGCUCACUGGCUAAAGCUCAUGGAAGACGCGUUUAACAGCGCGCGCGUAGAGCAGCGCAGCGCUGCGUUGAUGGAGGAACGCCGGAAGCAUCAGGAAUUCCCCCACGUCUUCAUGGACGCCACCAUCCGCAUUCUGCGCAGGGUCAAGGGCCAGGCAGACUAUCGGUCCUCCCAAGCAGUGCGCGACGCAGCGCCCGUGCCAGACAUUGACGCCAAGCGCCGCGCGCUGACCCUUGCGGGCGGGACGGGCGCGGCGCUCGGCGUUUUCCUGACGAGGGACGAGGCAUCUGACGAAAUAGCUGGAGCGAUUACUGGUCGUUGGUCGGAGGCGCGCAGAUCGCAGACUGUGUCCGUCGCCAGUGACCAGCCGAGCAGCGCCUUAUACCGCGCGUUGCGAAACUCGUGCUUCUCCAACCUAAUUUACCUGAGCCUCGACCCGGUUCAUUUGCCCAUCACGCACGAGGAGACGCACUGGAGGAAAAAGACUGGGAUCCAAGCUAUUGCGGAUAAUCAUGGCCAAGUUCACGAAGGACAGAUACUCGACCAGUCAUUCUCGAAGUCGCGAGCUCAAUAUGCGAUUGACAAUGUGAACGCCGAGCUGCCAUGGAGAACGACGCAUGAGUUCAUUGAAUCUAUCGCCGCGCUGAGCGCGUUGGUGCCUGAAGAGCUUGCUCGUCGCACUCACGUGAACAACGUUCAACUCAAGAGGUUGCUUUACGAUGCUACCGCCUCAGCUCGCAUGCAAUGGUUUUGUAACAACCUCCGAUUCAUGCAUUCCUUGCCCGCGGCGCGCUUAGCUUUGCUUGGGUCUGGCACGUCGGUCAACGAAUCAUUCAACCACGAGGUCAACACGUGGUUUCGCAAUCAGGGGGACAUCUACGCGUCGACGGCGGAGCUUCAACUUAGAAUUGGAUUCCUCGGCAAGCUGCGGGCCCACUGUUGCUCGCUGCAUUCGCCGACGCUGCGGCAGCUGCGACAGGCCAAUGUGCUAUCGCGAAGCAUUAUGGCUUGGGCCUUUCCUCGGAAUGGGUGGAAAAGUUACUGCGCACUCGAGGCGCAGUGCGGCACCGAAGUCCCGGCGCCUGCGCGGCUUCCGCUGCGCGAAGCCCGGCAGGGAGUCGCGCGGCGAAUCGCCGAGCGCGCCGCUUGCGUUCAGAUAAAGCCUGCGGCUGCUGGGCAGCGCGGUGCUCAGGAGAAGCCCGCUGCUAGGGCGCUCUUGGACAGUUUGCGCGAUCGUAGAGCGCAUAGGAUUCAGAAGACAGCUUUCACUCUGAAGCGCAAGCCUGCGUCGCGCGGCGCCUCUGGCCAG